GGAUGUCUAGGAGCACUAGAUGGUACCUACAUUGACGUGCGAGUUCCUUCUACUGAUAAGGCACGAUAUAGAAAUCGUAAGAGUAGUGUAUGUGUUAAUGUACUUGGCGUUUUCUAUAAAAAUAUUAACUUCGUGUACAUGCUAUGUGGUUGGGAGGGGUCAGCUGCAGAUAGUCGAGUCCUGCGCGAUGCCGUUACUAGGUCGCAUGGUCUAAGUGUUCCAAACGGCGAGUUCAUUAUCAUAGGAAUAAUGAUGAAACCAAUCCUUUCGUGCAAUAAUAUUGUCUGCACAGGUAUUACCAUGGACUAUUCAUUUAGCCAUGAAAGUGGGAGAGCUUCCUCCUCCCAAACAACACGACGUCGUGUUUGGAGUCCUGCUGAGGAGCAGUCCCUAAUAGAUAUUUUAAAAGAUAUGGUUAAUGAGGAGUGGAGGGCAGAAAACAGUUUUAGGCAAGGAUACAUUUUCGAGAUCGAGAGAAGAUUGAAGUUAAAGUUUCCAAAUUGUACCAUUCGUGCGGACCCUUACAUAAGCUCAAAGAUUCACGUGUGGCGGAAAAACUAUGUUAGUGCACUCAUAAAACGUACCUCGGGCUUCGGGUGGAAUGAGCUAACCAAAACUUUUUCCUGCGAUGAUCCUGUACGGAUUGCCUGGUUAAAGGCAACA
Molecule: messenger RNA, 663 nt
Organism: Striga hermonthica
Lineage: Eukaryota; Viridiplantae; Streptophyta; Magnoliopsida; Lamiales; Orobanchaceae
Source: the annotation of a GenBank genome assembly